CCUUUCGGAAGAACAGCCGAAACCCUAGCAGAGCUCCAGCGGCAUUUUGUCAUCAAUUUCUCUCAUUUUUUCUGUCGAUUGGUGUUGCGGUGUUGAUCUCCGCCACUCCACUGCCGGUAGGAUUGAGUCGGAGGAGAGACGGAAGCUUGCGGAUCUCCCUUGAGCCGAAGCAGAAGAAGCCUCCGUCUGUGUCUCCGUCUCUGUCUCCGGACCUACAGUAAUCAUGGCGGACGAAACAUUGAAGGAUGUGAAGGAUGAGGUACCAGAGCUUGCACCAUUUGAUCCGACUAAGAAGAAGAAGAAGAAGAAGAACGUCCUGCCAGACCUUGCUGAUGAUUCUGUGGACAAGCUUGCUGAGAAAACAGAGUCUCUUUCAGUCACUGAUGGACUGGAUAGUACUUUUGCUGGUUUGAAGAAGAAGAAAAAGAAACCAGUGGAGGCUAGUGCACUGAAUGAUGAGAAUGAGGAUCCAAGGGAUGAUUUGGAUGAUCAUGCUGGCGAAGACGAAGACACGGAUGGAGCUGUUCCACAACAAAUUUAUCCUUGGGAAGGGAGUGACCGUGACUACAAGUAUGAGGAGGUAUCUGCAUAUUUCAUUAAGCUUCUUGGAAGGGUGUUCAACAUUCUUCGUGAGAACAACCCAGAGCUUGCAGGCGAUAGGCGUAGGACAGUUAUGAGGCCCCCACAGGUACUCCGGGAGGGCACCAAGAAAACUGUCUUCGUAAAUUUCAUGGAUCUUUGCAAGACGAUGCACCGGCAGCCUGACCAUGUCCAGGCUUUCUUGCUGGCAGAGUUGGGAACCAGUGGAUCACUUGAUGGUCAGCAACGUUUGGUGGUUAAAGGGAGGUUUGCUCCAAAGAACUUCGAAGGAAUUCUGCGGCGAUAUAUCAAUGAAUAUGUUAUCUGUCUUGGCUGCAAAAGUCCGGACACUAUACUCUCCAAGGAGAAUCGUCUCUUCUUCCUCAGAUGUGAGAAGUGUGGUUCUGGACGAUCGGUUGCUCCAAUCAAAGCAGGGUUCGUUGCUCGUGUGGGACGUAGGAACGCAGGGACAUGAUGUGUCCCGUUACUCUGCCUACAAUGUUCUGAGUUACAUGAGUCUUCAUGUGUUGGCUCUACUACCUACUCUUUGCUGUCAAAAGUUAUGUUUUGUGGGUACUUUUAGAAGUCCUGGUAUGAGGCUUGAAUGUUUUCCAUGAAUGAUAAUAUUGAACAUCCUUAGUUUUUGACAUUUUACAUGCAGAGAAGAAUGAUAAUGUUUUGAUCAA
Messenger RNA from Punica granatum (pomegranate), 1265 nucleotides. The record is from RefSeq and is a predicted model, not a curated record. NCBI's taxonomy places the organism in Eukaryota, Viridiplantae, Streptophyta, Magnoliopsida, Myrtales, Lythraceae.